GUGGGUGAGAGAAAGAGAGAAAAGGUUGGGUUGCUAUUGCUGGUGCAAUGGAAGCCUGCGCUGAGUACUCGGCCAUACGCUUUAAGCAACGUGCCGUGAUUGAGUUUUUGACUGCCAAAGGAGUCCCUCCAAUUGAAAUUCACCGCCGAAUGCAGGCUGUUUAUGGGGACGACUGUAUUGACGUGAGUACUGUACAUCAAUGGGUCCAAAAAUGUAAAGAUGGGGAAUCGGGAAGAACCGACUUGUCUGAUCAAGAAUGAAAUGACAACCGACAAGCGAGAGAGGAGGAUAAACGGAAGAACAGUCGGGCAUCACUUAAAGGGAAAUCGCUGCCUAUCUGCCAUUUUGCAGGAUUAUUACACAUUAUUGUCCUUUUUCAGCACUGGGAGGUAUUUCUCAUCAUGUCAAUAAAUCCAAUGACAUAUGAAGCACAGUUUUUUGGUUUUACCCCUCAAACAUUCAUGUUGCGGAUAUAUUUUGCUUUUCAAGAUCAUCUUUCUCAUAUAAUGCUGGUAGUGGAGAAAGUUAUAUUGAAUAAACUACAGAACAUCUGUCCUAGUCUUACACCUACUUUAAUCCGGAGGAGCACAGAAAAAUUCUUUGCUUUCAUGAAGGAACGCUUCGACAAUCAGUUCACUAAGAUGGAAAAAUCUCUUUUAAGCACAGUUUUAAGCAUUCCCAAGAACAUUUGCCUUCCAGAAGAUAAAUUUCAAGAGGAAUUUUGCUAUACUGCAAAACAGUUUCAAGAGCUGGAGAAUGAAAUCAGCCAGCUAGAAAGAGAACUUAAAGCUGAAAUGUGUGCUGAGCAAGCCCUACAAACAGAACUGGAAGAGCAAAAGAUUGUUCAGGGGCAUCUUGAAGGGAUUCUACAAUGGUUUGAUGGUCUUGACAAUAUAGGCAGAAAUGAAGGGGCUGGAAACCUUAAAGAAAGCUUUGCUGCCUUGACAAAAACUGCCGCUAAACUGCAUAAUAUUGUGCAGGAAGUGGAGGACAAAAUGAACAGACUGAGAAAGUGACUGUAUAGUAAUAUAAUAAACACAUUUCAAUCCAUUCUUUUUUUCCCCUUUGGAAAUAUUUCCAAGAGGUUUGUGUGGCAGUCAUGAAUUGUUUGCAUAAUUUGCAAACAAUAAAGGCCUUUCUGAGAUAGCAUCUUUC
Messenger RNA from Pseudonaja textilis, 1155 nucleotides. RefSeq names its product MIS12 kinetochore complex component (gene MIS12). NCBI's taxonomy places the organism in Eukaryota, Metazoa, Chordata, Lepidosauria, Squamata, Elapidae. Gene Ontology annotation, cellular component: MIS12/MIND type complex; nucleus; chromosome, centromeric region. Gene Ontology annotation, biological process: mitotic sister chromatid segregation; mitotic cell cycle; kinetochore assembly. The record is from RefSeq and is a predicted model, not a curated record.